AACAAAAUAACAUAAAAAAUCUCACGAUGACCCGGUUUUGGACCCGCUUAGCUCAACCAUUUCGUAAAGAGAAAAAGAACAAAAAAAAGUUACCAAUCAUCGUGUUUGAUGAAUAUUCCAAAUCACCCAGCUCUUUGAAAGAGUCCAAUUUGUACAGUCGUCACCUAGUUCGCAUCGAUCUACUUGAAAAAGCUUAUACCCAUUUGUUGAUUAAUCAACAAAACAAAUCCUACUGGAAACUGAUGGAUCCAUUUAUCCAAAUUUGGUAUACUGAAUUGGACCGAGUAUGCCAACAAAGCCAAAUUGCCUUGGCAGAUCUAAAGCGUCAGUUGGACGAUCUUUCGACUAUUCUAUGUGCUGUUUCAUCACCAUUGAAAAAUAGAGACCGUGAAUCCCUAAGAAAAGCACAGCAAUUUAUCAACACCUGCUUGAACGAAUGGGAUCUACAUCCAAGUCGUACUACUUCAACGAUAAAUAACUAUACCUCGAAAUCAAUGAUUGUAGGCUCUUGUUUUUCGGAUAAUACCUUGUUUUCAGAAACAACUCUACUUCAUGAAAACAAUUCUGAAAUACGAGACUCUCGGUUUAAAAUAUACUGUCAAGGCCUUGAUAGUCGCUUUCAAAAAGAGAUCGAGUCCAAUAAAAGCAAUCCAAGGCUGAGACAAUGCAUACGCCAAGUAUAUAGUUUGGAGCAAGAUCUUUAUUUAUACCACCAUUAUAUCACCAGUCAGUUUAGUAUACUUUUGGAUCUCGGCAGUAUAUCGUUAGGUUCGCUACCUGAAGUAGAGGAGCCAAGUCUCUACCAGGUGAUGAAGAUGAGAUGGGAUCAGCGUUACAAUAUGCAGUUACAGCCUUACCAAUUACUUGAAACAAAGUUUAAAUCGAUUUUAAAGUCAAGCACACCAGAUAUAGAAGAUUUCACUUGCGCAGUGUGUCUUUCUAUUUUGCAUGAACCAACAACGCUAGAGACGUGUCAUCAUACGUUUUGCAGAUCUUGUGUUCAACAUCUUUAUUGUGGUCAUUGUCAUCGUCACAGAGCAAAGACAAUGAACCGUAUUUCAGAAAAUUUGUUAUUAUUACUUAAGCCUACACCAGCUGUAUAUUGUACGUGCCAGACAAUUGAUUCAAUUACAGGCGAAUUGAGCCUAAAAAACCAGCAUGAAAGUGCUUGUCCAUUGUGCAGAACCGCGUUCAAACCAGGGCAAUGCAAUAUUGACGUGGAGCUAGAGAAAUUCAUCUCGCUUUACUUUCCCAAACGAAAACACGACAACGACGACCAGUUAUAUGAUGAAGAAGAAAAGAAGAAGAAAAAAGACAGAAGGAAAAAAAAAUCUGCAGAAAGGGGCGCAAGUACAAGUGAUGACAUUAACAGGAGAAGAAGUCAAAUAAGUGCAGGGAAGUUUUACACGAAAAUGCAAAGAUGGUCCAAUAGAUGGGCUCAGAAUGAUGCAAUAAGCUCGUCUGAUGCUGAAGAAGACGAGAUACCCCCUGUGCCCUUGCCUCCUUCUGUGCCUUUGGAAAAUGAUAUGUUUUUGCUUGCUAGACGGUCAUGGAUGUUUUAAACGAUAUUUAAAUUUAAAUGUCAAUAGUAAUUAAAUAAAAGUACAUAAUUUAAGC
Molecule: messenger RNA, 1617 nt
Organism: Mucor mucedo
Lineage: Eukaryota; Fungi; Mucoromycota; Mucoromycetes; Mucorales; Mucoraceae
Exons: 3
Coding region: 27-1562 (511 amino acids)
Source: RefSeq, a predicted model, not a curated record